GACACAUAUUUUGCAUUGCGGAUAGAAUGGAAAUUUGAUACCUUCAUCAUCUGCGAUGCAGGUCCAGCAUUAUAGCUCUGGACACAAAUUCGAGGUCAGUUGUUUGCUUCUAAUGAAACUAUCAUCUAACAAUGGCUUAAGCCAGUAUACCACAUUCGAGAGUGAUGGAAUAUAAAAAGUCAGAUGCUCUUGGAAAAAAGACAUCAGUUGGCUUUGUGAUCUCAUCUCACAAUCAGUUCAGAGUUUGUUUCAUAUUGAUAAACUAUAGCCAUUCUAGAUUCUCAUUUUGAAAAGAUGAAGAUAUUCCUUGUCCUGACCAUCAUUUUGGCAGUUGGUAGUGCAUCGGUAGUGCAAUUCUCACCGACAUUAUACACUGCUGCCAUUCCAAUUACCACACAAUACCAUGCUCAAGAUGGCCUAGGACAGUAUUCAUAUGGAUAUAGUGGAGGUCCUUCGGCGAAGGCUGAAUACAAAUCCCUAGAUGGAGUGACUCGUGGAUCUUAUAGCUAUGUGGAUGCUGAUGGAGAGUUACAGACUGUCGAGUACACAGCUGAUAGUGCAAAUGGAUUCCAGGCUUCAGCUACUAAUUUGCCCAAAGCUCCGAUUGAUGAUAAGACUGCUCCAAAGCCAGUUGAGGACACUCCCGAAGUUGCCAUGGCCAAGGCUGAACAUUUAGCUGCUUUCAGAGAAGCUGAAUUAAGAGCCGCUGAACAACCUGAAGAAGGUGAAGGUCAGGCUGAACAAUCAUCUAAUGGUUCCCAAGAAGCCAGCUCUCGGGAAGCAGCUACAUCGCCUGAAACUGAAAGUCCAAAUCGAUUGGAAAGCUCAAGUGAAAGAACCAAUGAACCCGCAGAAUCUAGCAAUGGCUCAGCUCAGCAAUCAUCUUCGGAGAGUACUAGUGAAAAUGGAAAUGGUAAUGGCAAUGCUGAAAUUACUCGACUUUCCACAAAUGGUCUCACUUCCAUUGGCAGUGGAUUAAGCAAUCUCAAUGGUCUUAACCUAAAUAGUGGUCUUAGUUUGGGAUCUCUUCCUACUCUAUCCGACUUGAGCUCUCUAAGGAGUCUCCAAUUAAAUGGAGACCUUUCAAGCAACGAUGCCAUGCGUUUCUCUGAAAUCACUCCAGCUACUACAUCUCAAUUGCGUCCACUAUCACUGACAUCACUUCGUCUACCAUCGACAUCAUAUCUGAGAGUUUCGACACCAACUCAUGGAUACAGCAUCAUUUCGCCUUCAAUUUUAACCGCUGUGCCAACUCUUCGAGCUACAUCAAGUCAAACAAUAAGCCGCACGCUGCCUAUUUCUUUGACUUCGUCAUUUCUGACUCAAGGACUUCAUUGAGAAAUAAAAAGCAUUAUACAAAAAACAAACGACCAGUGAUCAAAAGGAAUUGUGAAAUCAAUUAGUUUUUAGGAAACAUAAAAAAUACUCGUUUAAUUUUAAUUUUUUGCCAAUUUUUUUAAUUAUUAUAUUUUUAACUUUAAGCCUCAUGUUUGUUUAAUAUAAAAAGAAAAACAAAAAAAAACAACUCUCGUAUACGUACCUGUUAUA
This is a messenger RNA of Episyrphus balteatus (marmalade hoverfly), 1548 nucleotides long. RefSeq names its product mucin-4-like. The record is from RefSeq and is a predicted model, not a curated record. Gene Ontology annotation, molecular function: structural constituent of chitin-based larval cuticle. The transcript has a single exon. Bases 295 to 1338 code for a protein of 347 amino acids. Gene Ontology annotation, cellular component: chitin-based extracellular matrix. NCBI's taxonomy places the organism in Eukaryota, Metazoa, Arthropoda, Insecta, Diptera, Syrphidae.